Batrachochytrium dendrobatidis JAM81 is the source of this 1937-nucleotide messenger RNA. RefSeq lists its product as uncharacterized. The record is from RefSeq and is a predicted model, not a curated record. NCBI's taxonomy places the organism in Eukaryota, Fungi, Chytridiomycota, Chytridiomycetes, Rhizophydiales. The transcript has 6 exons. Gene Ontology annotation, molecular function: protein binding. Bases 14 to 1903 code for a protein of 629 amino acids.
GUCACAACUCAUCAUGUCCACCAAAGAUGUCGAUGUGGGCAAUACAGAAACACCAAAAGAUUUACUCGAACAGCACAAAACUCCAGCAGCUCUGCUUGCUGGUGCAUCGGGUACAGCAUCUAUGCAUUCGUUGACCAAUAUGACAUCCAUGGCUCAAGCUAUAGUAUCUUCACGCGAUGAUAUCAAGACAGCAGCAUCACCUCCAGCUCAAUCUACAAAACAAAAUGCAGGUGUGAAUAAUGAGCCAUCAGUUGCUGGCACAACAAAAGCAGACACUGUCGCUGCUAAGCGUCGCAUCAUUGCUGAGGAUCCUGAAUGGAAUCUAGCUCCUGUUGAACGACUAAGUGAAUUAUGUGUAAAGGUGAUUGUUCAGAAUUUCAAGGAGAAACCAUUUUUAAAAGGUAUACCGGAAAAAUACAAAGAUAAGAUUAUUGAGCAGGUAUCAAUCGAUAUUCCACUAAAUAUCGCAGCACCAUUAAUUCCAUACGAGUCGUAUUGGCAACGCCGCGGAAAAGUUCGAUUUCGUCUCAACAAUGUUCAAGACCAUGGAGGAUCGUGGAGACAAUCCUAUUUCGAGUUACACUUGCAAGACAGAAUCGAAUCAUAUUUACCUCAAAAGGAUGAAGAUAUAUAUGGACCAACUGAUGCCAUGUCUAAACUGCUGGAUGAUGUGAAAGUUGGCGCGCCAUUUGUGAAGCGUAUCGAGGUGAAGCAAUUGAGAUCUAAUGAUCAAAGUAUCGGUUUAAAACCUGGAAACUCUACAGUCACUGCUGGUGUGACAAGUGAAGUUCAACCUGCUAUCAAAGUUGCAAACCAGUUACCGAUUGGCACGACUCUCGAGUCUACACACCUUCGCGAAGACGUAUCUGGAGGCAUGACAGGUUCAUUGCAGCCACCCAAUACAAUUCCACAAGAGUAUCUGAAUCAAUCAGCUGAAUUCCAAAAAAAAAUCAAAUCCAGCGAUCAGCAUCUAGACCAUAUUAAUUUGGCUCAAGUAUUUGUUCACUUGACUCAUUUACAAGAGCUAAGCAUUUAUUAUGGAGUCAAGGAUUGCGGAAUCAAUUUUUCAUGGGCUUACUUUGGAAUGACACUCAAUGACUGCGUGAGAUUAUCCGAGUAUUUAAAAGUAUCCAAUCUGAGUAAGCUUACUGUCCGUGCAAGUGCAGUGGAUGACGACAAAUGCAGAGUAUUAUGCCAUGCGCUGCUUUUGAACACAACCCUAACACAUUUAGAUUUAUCGCACAAUAAAAUCGGCGACAGUGGUGCGUGUGGGUUGGCUAAAGUGAUAUCUGCUCCCCAAACAGUAAUGAGUGUUCUUCAUCUUUCCAAUAACAGUAUCGGUCUUACAGGCGCUCAAUCUAUGGGAAAAUCACUGACAGUCAACACAAGUUUGCGUCAGCUAGAUUUACGACUGAAUCGUCUUGGUGAUGGAGGUGGCCAUGCUCUUUGCACAUCUCUUGUAAAAAACAAAACCGUUACAGAAGUAGAUAUUUCCGGAAAUGGGUUGGGCGUAAGAAGCGUGACUGCUUUAUGCGAGUUGUUGAAACGAAAUGGUGAAGCGCUGACCCAGUUAGAUAUAAGCUGUAACAAGCUUGGAAAUCAUAGCCAUUCAGUUAUAAUGGAAGGUUCUGCAAGCGGCGGCAGUGCAGUGACGAAUCCAACUGCGACUUUAACUGAUCCAUCUGCUGAUCAUGCUGGCUUACCUCUUGCAAAUGCUACCAAUGACGUGAAUUCGUUUGGGAUUGUCCACAAUGGAAGCGAAAGCGAUCUUGUUGGAAAAAUGAUAUUCGAAGCCAUUAGUCUCAACAAGUACAUCACCAAACUGGAUUUGCGCAUGACAGAUUUAUCUCCGAAAUUUCUCAUUGCCAUUCAAGGAAUCGUUAAUGAAAACGUAAUUAGUUGAGGAUUUGUCGAUAAUAGUUUGAUCAUUUAAUAAA